Messenger RNA from Scedosporium apiospermum, 1194 nucleotides. RefSeq lists its product as uncharacterized. Lineage: Eukaryota; Fungi; Ascomycota; Sordariomycetes; Microascales; Microascaceae. The coding region runs from base 1 to 1194 and encodes 397 amino acids. The transcript has 2 exons. The record is from RefSeq and is a predicted model, not a curated record.
AUGACUCGUAAUGAUCCGAUGGCCCAACAACCCAUCAACUAUGCUACCCUGGCCCUCGAGCUCAUCCGCCGUGCAAAGUUACCGCAUCCGAAUGGCGAGUUGCUCAAGUGCUAUGUCAAGGAAUCCGUCGGCAACGAGGUGGCCGCAAGAUACUUCCUAAAAAGGUGCUCUCGCAGCAGGUGCUGCGAAGGAACUGGCCUCCAAGGUUUCUUAUCGGACUGGAAAAAACUUGUGUCAUCCUUCAGAUGGAUUCAUGUCUCCCGAGGAAUCCUCCAAAGGCAGCAAAACCAGUCUUACACAUACCUCAAGUCUGUAACCUGCAAAGCCAACUCUAUCUUGAAAUGGCUCGCUGUGACCCUCAUUGUGGCGUUCUUCGCCGUCUGGAGACUUAUGCCCGGCAAUGUCCGUAUGCGCGGCUACAAAGCUUUAGCCUACGUUGGAAAGCGCAUUUACCCAGCGUCAGAAAGCUUCAAGAUCCAGCGCCUUCCGUUCGGUCUCUUCCUCAAAGGGACGGAUUUGCGAUGGCAGCAGGGCCUUAUCAAUGAAUACCAUGCUCUAAAGAUGAUACCGCGUUACUGUACCACAGCGGUCCCUCGUGCCCUGGACCUCGUGUCGGACUCGGACGACAUCUACAUGGUGAUGACCAGAAUUCCCGCCUGCCACCUGGGUCUCUGUUUUGAUACACUCGACGAUGCCGAGGUUGAAGCUCUCAUCAGGGAUUUGAGGAAGUUCGUCACGGAGUUGCGUGCAAUUCCUCGAGCACCCGAGGCGGAGGGCAAAAUAUCCAAUGUGAUCGGAGAAGCGUGUUUUGACCAUAGAAUCAACCUCGGGUUGACAUUUGAUCAGGGACGAGGACGCGAUUUUGUCGGUCCCUUCGCGAACGAGGAUGAAUUCAAUGAUAUCUUGACACACCCAGGCGUGCCAGACGUAAGGCAUCGCAGCGGGCAUCCAAUAGUCUUUACUCACGGAGACCUUAACAUGCGCAACGUCAUGAUGGAGAAUGGCAAGUUAUCUGGUGUUAUAGACUGGGAGAACUCGGGCUUCUACCCGGAAUACUGGGAUUACACGAAGGCUCACUUUAUAACCAAGAUCAAUAAGCGGUGGCUGGGAAUUGUCGAUCGAGUAUUUUCCCCCAGUGGGGAAUUUGAGACCGAACUCGAGACGGAAUUCAAGUAUUGGCGUUACUGUCAGUAG